Molecule: messenger RNA, 2776 nt
Organism: Cloeon dipterum
Lineage: Eukaryota; Metazoa; Arthropoda; Insecta; Ephemeroptera; Baetidae
Product: zinc finger protein 385B
Exons: 9
Coding region: 111-1757 (548 amino acids)
Molecular function (GO): nucleic acid binding; zinc ion binding
Source: RefSeq, a predicted model, not a curated record
CUGUGGAGACAUCCAACCACAACCAAAAAUCAAAACAACUGUCAAACUCUUGAAUAUUAUUCAAUUUAAAUUCAUUGGAUGUAAUUUUAAGAGAACUUUGAUCAACAACUAUGGCGUGGAAGAAUCAGAAUAAUCAGCGCUGGGCUCCAAACCCGAAACAAAACCAAUAUUACUCAGAUCUUCCUCCGCCGCCGAUGCCUCAGUUCGACCGGAAUUUCACCAUUCCCUCGUGCCCACCGGGUGGCCCCCCCUUUCGACCCGAACCGCGUUUCAGGUCGCCAAUGACGGACGUCGAGUACGAUGGCCCGCCGGGCGAGAGGAAGAAGCGGUUCCCCUACCGAGGGCCCGCGCCACACAGGAACCCCGCUCCUGGGCCGCUGGGGCUGACCGGGCCUUGGCAGAACAUGGGAGGGGCUCCUCCGGUGCCCAACUUCCGCAUCAACAGGCGUGGAUCCUUCAGAGGCCGAGCGCCCGGCCCCCUCAGGCCGCCGCCGCCGCAUUUCACCAAUGGAGGGCCACCUCCGGGAAAUUUCCAUCCGCCGCCGGCGCUUUUUGUAAAGGAUUUUCCCAAAUUUAAGAAAGCCAGUCCGUAUAAUAUGACUGUCAAUCCAACGGGAAAGGUGGACGUUGCGGCUGCUAAGCAAAAAUUGCUUGAAACUGUGCUGGACAAAAAAUACGUCGGCCUGCCCAAGGAGCUGCUCGACAUGUUCAGUCCUCUCAAGUGUGAUCUCUGUAAUGCUAAGAUGAACUCAAACGCCAUGGCCAAGCUGCACUACAGCGGCAAAACUCACGAGAAGAAGGUGCGGCAGUUCAUGAGUAACCAUGGCGAAGGAGCACCUCCGGCAGCCCCUGCGGCAAAGAAACCAAAGCUGUCUGAGGAGGAAAAGCCGAUUCUGAUCACGGCCAAAAUGCAGCUGGACGAGGAGGGCGCGUCAGCUCCAGCAACUGAAGACGCGGCGUCCCAACAAAAUGAGAAGACUGCCACAGCUGUGAUCCAGAGCCAAAAAAUGGAGUGCGUGCACUGCAAUGUGUCUUUUGUGAAUCCCAAUCAGGCGACGCAGCAUUUCAUGAGCAGAAACCACUCGAGGAAAAUGAAAGGAUUGGAUCCUCCGAAAAACGCAAAGUACUACAAUCCUGACACGUGCGAGUGGCAAGCCAAACCGAUGGCCCUGCCAGCAGAAGACCCAACUGGAAGAUUUGGCAUUGGAUCUGAAUUCUCAAGGCCGCUCGACUCUCCUCCGUUUGUGUCGUCCACGUCGAAAGCGCCGCCCGACAAGUCAUUGAAAGUGUACUGUGAUGUUUGCGACUGCUUCACCACGUCAGAGGAGCAGAUGCAGAACCAUCUCAAGGGCAGUAGACACCAGAAGAAAUGGGCUGCCAAACAGAAGGCCCAGGCAAACUUGCCGCAAGGCAUUUUCCUAGAAGAGCCUGCUCCGAAAGAGCCGUCAAUCAACGCGGUCAUCAAGGAGUUGAAGCAGGUCGGCAAAAAGGCAGCCGCCGCCACUGACAUGUCUAAUUACCGCACUCCCUCAGGCAACUACUACUGCUCGAUCUGCAAUCUGUCUGUGAAUUCCGAGAGCCAGUUCAAGUCUCAUUCGGACAGCAAGAAGCACAAAGCUAAGCUGGCUGGUGGAAAACCUUCACCGUCUGGCAAAAAUGGGUCCGCCAAGUGGGAACCGCCGCCUGCACUUGAAGAGAAAACCUCCAACAGCAGCUUUGGCCUCAUCCCAGCUGAUGACGAGCCUUCCAGGAACUGAAUUUUAGUUCUUAACGUAGAAACAAUUUUCUGUGCAAAGGGACAGUUUCUGAGUCCCUAUUAUUAGCCUGCUUUUAAUUUAUUUGCCAAGCAGCAUAUUCUGAUCGUAAAUGAAAGUUGUUACCAAUUUCUUAAAUUUGCUUUUUGUGUCAGAAAGACUAUUUCGUCCUGGUCGCGGUAAAAUUGCGCAUCUUUCAACAAACACCAAAACUUUCACUGUUGAAUUGAUUUUUGCCCUUUUCUGGCAAGAAGGAAAUUCACGUUUGGUUUUAGAAAGUUUCGCAAUUUUUCCGCUACUAGGACGGAAAAUGAAUAGAAAUUUUCAAGUUGUAAUGACAAAAUUUUUUUACACUGGUUGAAGUAUAUAGCCUUAAAAACUGUGGAAAAUCCUUUUGACUUUUACUUGAAAUACUUUCUAUAAAUGAGGAAAACGUUAACAUUUUCCCAGGUCGCGGUUUAAAUUUCUACAUGCUAAUCAAGCGGCGAGCUCUGUCUCCUUCUCUCCUUAUUGGAAAUCAUUUAUUUCGCUAAAAGGGAAAUUUGGCUCACAUUUUGCAAAUUAUUGAAUAGAUCGUGACAAGACAGAUUGAAAAUUCAAACGAAAAAGUAUUUGACAGAUUUAUUAAUUUUUCGAGAAAUUUGGCUAACUCUGAAAGUUACCUGUUCCUUGGUCCUGAUUUCAUUAUUUCACUGUUGCUUAAUAAAUUCCACAAACAAUAAUCUCAAUGAACCCCUUACUUGCUAUAUACAACAAUUCAAAAUGUUCUUAAACAUUGGCCUUCAAACAGUUGAAAUUUGAUAUUUUUUGUACUGAUAAUUAUAAUUAACUAUCUCUGUGAGGAUAAUUAAAUUAUUUUAAGGAUUGGAAUGACCAAAAUAACGCGUAGACUCUCUUUGGUUGUACCAACAUAUCUGAUCAGUAUAGUACCGUUCUGACGUUGCUAUUUGUGAUUUUAAACGAACCAUGCAUGUUUGGAACGGAAAGUGUAAAUGUUUCAAUAAAUUAGCCUAGUUCAAACA